GGGGCGUCCCGACCCUUCCCGCCCUCCGCCCCGCCAUUAACGGCGGCUCCGCGUCGGUCCGUCUGGCCCCUCCUCAUUCUUCUCCUCCUCCUCCUCCUACUUCUCCACCCGAUGUGGGUAACCUGCUGAGGAAGUUAUGACUAUCUUCUGUGGUCUAAAGCUGCUAGGAAGGAACUGUUUUUUUUUUCAUUUGGCUUCUUUGACCAAGCAUGGGAAAUGCAAUAAUCUCUCAAGAUCUUGUGCAGGAUAUUGCCACACUCAACUCAGUUGUAGACAUUAUAGAUCCCAAAGGCUGGGUGUGAGUGGAAAUACUAAUAACUGUUUCUUAACUGGAAGUUUUGACUCUGGUAGAAACUUAAUUUGCACAGGACUGAGAGGUCCUCUGAAUGCCCCAAAUACAGAAGUAUACAAGAAUGCACACUGCAGCUGGGGGAGGUUCUUCUCCCAGUAUUAUUGGCCAUUGGGAGAGAAGACCACAUGUCUCCAGAUUGGUUCUGUUGGGCGACUCCCACAUCAGUUUUCUGCUUGGAAUACUCAGAUCACCUCCUCUUUUCACACAUCACCAUUAUAUCAGGCUGCACCAAUCUUUUGGAUUAUUGUUAAGCCAGCUCAAAAAUUACUCGCUAUCAUUCUUGGCAGGAGCAUAAGAAAGUGGUGGAGGACACUUCCUCCAAAUAAACGGGAACUUCUUAAAGAAAGUGCAAGGAGAAAUAAAUGGAAGAUACUCUUGGGUGUCAGUGUCUUAGGAGUUUUGUUUGUCGUGUUUUAUUUUACUCACUUGGAGGAGACACCCAUCACUGGGCGUGCUCGGCUGCUGGUGUUUGGAAAAGAGCAUUUUAGGGAACUGUCACAGAUGGAAUAUGAAAUGUGGAUGGAGGAAUUCAAAGGUAAAAUGUUGCCAGAGACAGAUGAACGUUAUCGGGCUGUGGAGGUGCUUUUUGAUCAUUUAUCUGAAAGCAAUAAGGACAUCCCACAGAUCUCAGCCCUCAAGUGGGUUAUCCAUGUGGUAGAUGAACCAGAUGUAAAUGCUUUUGUGUUGCCAAAUGGUCAAGUGUUUGUUUUCACUGGGCUGCUAAAUGCAGUUUCUGAUAUUCAUCAACUGUCUUUCAUUUUUGGACAUGAAAUAGCUCAUGCUGUGUUAGAACAUGCAGCAGAGAAAGCCAGCAUGGUUCACUUCUUAGAUUUCCUGUCACUCAUCUUUCUCACUAUGAUUUGGGCCAUCUGUCCCCGUGAUAGUUUGGCUAUUGUUGGCCAGUGGAUUCAGAGCAAGCUGAAGGAGUUCAUGUUUGAUAGACCAUACAGCAGAACAUUGGAGGCUGAAGCUGAUAAAGUGGGACUUCAGUUUGCAGCAAAGGCUUGUGUGGACGUACGAGCCAGCAGUGUAUUUUGGCAACAAAUGGAAUUAGCAGAAACCAUGCAGGGGGUGCCCAAGUUACCAGAGUGGCUCUCCACACACCCUUCCCAUGAGAACAGAGCUGAGCACUUGGACCGCCUUAUCCCUGAGGCUCUUAAAAUAAGAGAGAGCUGCAACUGUCCAUCUCUUUCUGGACCAGAUCCUCGCCUCAUUUUCAAACUUGCCAGGCAAGAUAUGCUGAAAACACCUAAAGAUCAAGAAACCCCAAAUUCUACAAAACAAGAGCUCUCAAAACCAAAACUGGAUUUUCCUCACGCUCAGAAAGUGGAAGAUAUGCCAGUAACUUUUGCAGUUAAACCUACCAACUCAUGAUAAGAGUUUUCACUUUUUGUGAAACUUAUGGUCCCUGAAGGUCUGUCUUAUAACACAGAUGUGUCUCUGAACCAUAAAGAAGAUGUAGCCACUCAUAUUCUGUUUAUCUUCUUUGUGCUACCUAACUCAAAGCAAAAAGGAACCAUGCCCACACAAGAAGGGCAAUGUGUUGGAGCAGAAAGUUUCUUAUUCAUCAAGAGUUACUAAAAUAAAUCACUUCUCAGGGGAAAGAUAAUCUCAUACAAUCGAGUUGCACAGUGUAAUUUUCAGCUUUAUCAGGCUCACCUUGAUCAGAGGACAGAUGAGCCAGAAGUGUCCCCAAAGCAGAAGAAAAAGAACAAUUUUCAUCAGUUAAGUUGUGUGGUUUGUCUUGCUGUAAUUUGGGUUAGAUCUGCCCAGCUUCAUUUGAGAAAUAAUGAGGAGAGCUUGCUGCCUCUUCUACAUAUAGAAUGUUUAAAAAUAUUAAGCUGAGAUGCAGUAAUAGCCUAUGGGCUAGAUACACCCCCACUUAAUUAGGUAGAUUUACUGCUGGGAUUUUUCUUCUUUCUAGGGCAUUUUGGAAUAUGGAUUGAUUCAACAUUUUUCCUCAAAGCAACCUGAAAAGGUUGUACAAAGUUCAUUUUAAAAAGGAGGUAAAUAAUUUUCAAGGAAGUCUUUCUUCUGAAUGAAAUGGUGUAUAAGAACCAGUCUGUAGCACUGGAAUGCCUUGUGAACAUGGCUCUUAUCUUCUUUAAAUGACCAGUGUGCCUCAUCAGAGGGCAGUUUUACUGCAGUGACAUUUGAUUUGGAUAUAUAUAUAUAUAUCUCCAUUUGGAUAGAAGUGAUUGCUGAUGUGGAAAUAUAUGACACAGCAAACAAAUACAACAGGCUUUCUUGACUGCACAGCUUGUGCAGCUGUACCUUAUCCUACAAGGUGACUUUUCUUCAGGAAACUGGCAUCUAAUGCUGAGCAUCCCCCCCUGGCCCCAAUCCUUUAUACCCUGGAGACCAAUAUGCACAAUAUAGGUAAAGCUCUGCCUUUCACAAUGGACUAUUCAGCAGAGCCAGCAUGUUCAUCUUUAUUUCCAACUCUUUGAGUUAUCCUUGCUCUGCAGUUGAUUAAAAUAUUGAAAAGUCAAUCUUGCAGGAAGACACAGGAAGAGGCAGCAGUGAAUGAAAAUAAAAAAGGCAAAUCCUGUUCCUUGAUCUGUUAAGGUGCAUUUGCUAUUAGUUGGUUUUUUUUUUAAUACUUGUUUUAAAACAACUCUUGCACGUGUGGUAGGAUUUUACAUGAAGGGGACAUCCAAAAUAUUUUACAAUGUGUUGCAUUUUGAAGGAAUCUUUUUAUAUGUGAAGAGGGGCAGACUUGAUCAGAUUUCUUCAUUAAAAUCAGAAUGGAAGCUUCUAAGAAGGAAAAAAAACCCAGAAACAAUUCAGUGCUCUUAGUGAAUCUAGUUGACAAACAAGAUUGUGAAACAAGUAUUUCUUUUACUGACUUCAGUCAACAACCCAGGGUCCUUUGAGAAACACCAGCAACUCCCUAACUUAACUCUUUACAGAGGUUGAUGUAUCUGUGAUGUUGAUGAUUUUAGAUCUGAUUAGAGGGGUCUGGAUUGGCUGCAUAUUGCUUACAAGCUGUUUUUAAAUUGCCAGUAAUCCUGGCAAGAGGCAGAAGGUCCAGCCUGGCCAUUAUUCAUCCAUCUCUUUUUAUUCUUAGUGACAGGAGUUUUUGUAGCAGACAUUCAGUGAUGUGUUGAAGCAUUUGGACAUUGUCACCUGAAGGUAAACAGAAAAAUACACCCUUUAGAUUUCCCUCUGGGCUUUAUAGUUUAUACUGCAGCACCAAGACCCCAACACUGCUUCCUCUCUCUCACUCCAGUGUCAAAACUUGUUUUGUUAUCCAGGGCUCCUGCUUGACAUGAGACUUGAUGUUUGUGUCUGUUAGGGCUAUGGAGGACAUAGAGGGAUUUUUAUAGCAUUCAAGAUGAAGUCUGAAACUACACAAGAGUCAUGUUUCUUCUGUCUGUUUUAAGUGGCUUAAGUAUUGCAGUGGAAUGCUGGAGGUAGAAUUUUUUAAGUUCAACAAGGGACAGUUAUUUAAUUUGUAUAUAACCAGUCAUGUAGCCAUGAUCAUGGUGAUGUUCUAAUAAGACAUCACUGUCCUUACAAGCCUCCUAUAUGCAUACAUUUAUAUACUUAUGUGUGUGUAUAUAUAUAUAUAUA
This is a messenger RNA of Calypte anna (Anna's hummingbird), 3928 nucleotides long. It is a transcript of the gene OMA1, whose product is annotated as OMA1 zinc metallopeptidase. Gene Ontology annotation, cellular component: mitochondrial inner membrane. Gene Ontology annotation, molecular function: metalloendopeptidase activity. The record is from RefSeq and is a predicted model, not a curated record. Lineage: Eukaryota; Metazoa; Chordata; Aves; Apodiformes; Trochilidae. Gene Ontology annotation, biological process: protein quality control for misfolded or incompletely synthesized proteins; mitochondrial protein processing. The transcript is spliced from 9 exons. Bases 137 to 1726 code for a protein of 529 amino acids.